CACGCGCCCGCGUAGGAAAUUCCCAAAAUUUGUCUGCUUUUCCUUUUUUGUCCUAUUUUUUUCCUCUAAUUUUGAAAAGCGUUAAAACUUUAUUUUUCCCUCGUCCGGUUGGUUCAAAAUUCGAAAAACGACCCAACAACUCUCUCUUUCUCUCUCUCUCUCACCGCACACUCUGGAGUCUGGACCCUGAGUAGCGCUCUUGCUGAGUGAAUGAUUGACGGCUUCGAGAAAGGCUUGAGUACGGGGGUAAUAAUAAUAUGAUAUGCGCGUUGCCGUUGCAGCCUGAAAUCGGUUUCAUUUGCCGAACUCUGCUGGGAUAUCUAGAUCUCUCCGUUUCCAGGGCCAUGGCCUGCUUCUUCGACUGCUUCCGCGUCAAGGACGACGGCCUCGGCAGCGCCGGUCACCAGAAUCCUCAACUCGUCUCCCCGGCGCGUUCUGCUCGACCGACUGAAGCCAUGGCGUCUAAGAACCGUUUAUCAGCAUUGUUCUUGUCCGAAGAGGAAGAAGAUUCUCCAGCUACUAGUGGUAACAAGGGAAAUCUAUCUUGGGUAUCUCCCCAGACUCAGAAAGAGCUAAGGGACGAGGCAAGAUUUCUCAAAGCUUGUGGUACUUUGCCUGAGACUCCUGUUGAAUUCCGGAAAGCAUCUGAGAAGCUCAAAAGUUCACCUCCUGUUGAUGAUAGUUCUGAGCAGUCAGAGUUCCAUUCAUGGCUGCCUAAUACAUCCAACAAGAAACUUUUGGCCGACAUGCAGACUGAUGAGUCCUCUACUCCUAUUAAGAGUUGUGAAGAGUUGGCAAGGUGUUCAAUUUCUUCAGAUCAAGCACCCAGCAGCUGCAUCUCCCAUGCACAGAAUGGUGCAAGGAACUCUUCUGUAGACAACAGUGGAGGAGCAAGCGUGAAAACGGUGAUGAAACUUCAUGAGCAAGAGACUGACGAUGCAUCUUCUGCUUCUCCUUUUCCUUCAGCCACCAAUACUCAGCUAAGGAAUAAGUCUGUCCGAUUCGAAUGUGAUUUUGAUACUGCCUCAUCUAAAGGGUCUUCUUCAUCUGGAAGCGGUGGCCAAAUUAUAAAGGACUUGGAACGUUUUGGAGAUGUGAGUGUAACUAAGCCUUCCACCAGGCCAACCCCACUAAAACUUUCCAGUGAGAUGCAAACACCGGGAACUGUCUACCCAACGAAUGCAGCGACUUCAGGAUAUGGAAAGGCUAGGGUCAGGUCCCAAUAUGUUUGUUCAGUCUUGCAGCCUGUUGAAAAUGUUUCCCAGUGGCAGGAAUUGAAAGAAGACCAUGCGAACUAUCAGCUGUGGGAAUCUGUUGAGCAGUCUGAAAGUGCAACCCCCAGCAGAGAAGCAGGAGUAGGAGCAACUUCUCCUUCAAAAGAUCUGAAGUUGGAAGCAAGCCUGUCAACUUGGCUGAAGCCGGUGUCGCAGACAUUCAAUCAGAAAGGCGAUAGUCUUGAUGCGGGAACAGUUGUAAGCAAAAAGUUCCACAUCCGGGAAACUCCUGGAGACAGACCAAUCAUCGGGAUGGUUGCUGCUCACUGGAAUGAGGAAGAGCCUACUGAAAUUUCCCCAAAGUGGUGGGAUGGGAAUGGCAUCCCAAAUUCAACUAAUAAAUACAAGGAGGAUCAAAAGGUCAGCUGGCAUGCAACGCCAUUUGAAGAGAGGUUGGAGAAAGCAUUAUCUGAAGAGAGCUUGGUUGCACAAAAAAAGCCUGUAAUCGGUGGUUCGCCAUUAGCUUUUGACGAGUGCGAGGAAAGCGAUACUGCCUUCUCGCAGUUGCCAGCGACAUCAAAUCCAAAGUCGGUUGUUUCAUACUAGUAUGAGACCAUUUCGUCUCUUUGGAUGUCAUUUCGCGCCCACAGUAGAUAUUUUCUGCUGCCAGUCGAGUCUUUUUAACACCUGAAAAGUUGACAAUAUCAACAGCCAGUAGUGGUAUAUUGUGGCUUUCAUGCGGACGUGUCGGAACUGUCCCGGAAAUGUUUCUCUGUCAAUCAGUACAGUAGCUGUAGCAGCUGGAGAAGUUGCGUUACAGUGUUCACCGGUUUGGGGGUUUCAAUUUUUCGUUUGGUGCUUGUUUGAGUUCUUCAUAACUCUAAAUGUUACAGUGUUCAUUCGACGGAUAUUGCGACUCCAUUGGCCUAGUUUCCCCGCAUUUUGAAUCUUCCAGUGUUUUUUUCAUCUUUACGCAAUAUUCGAAUAACAGUCGUUUCAGCACAUCAAUGCAUGAAGUGAUUGACUUGCCUACUAGAGAUGUUAAAACAAAAUCAUACUCGAUUAAACCAUCCAAUCAACUCAAUUAGCCACCGGAAAAGUCAAUGAUACUUAGGGCUCGUUUGCUUCAUGGAUUUGAUAAAUGAAGGAUUUGGUCAAAACUUAGGUUUUAUAAAAUUAAGGAUUUAUGAUGGAAUUGGUCAAUUUGGUUUUUUGAUAAAACUAUUCUUUGCUUGAUAGAUUUCAUGAUGGAUUUUGCAUAAUUAUAAUUAUGGAUACAUUAUGAAUUUACCUAUCUACCCUUACUAUAUCUUAUUUAUUGUUUGAAACAAAACAAAAUGAGGAUAAAAUAGUAAAUAACCAUCAUGGACUUGAGACACUCAUACAAAUCCCACCUCUUGAGAUGGAAUUUCCAAGUCGGUUGGGUCCACAGAUUUGCACCCUAAAAAACUGUGGGCCCCACGGACUUGUCCCCAUCAAGCAAACGAUGGAUUGUGUACAAAGUCCAUGAUGGUUGGUUUUUAUGUACCAAAUCCAUAAUGAAAUCCAUUAAGCAAACAAGGCCUUAAUUUGUCCUACCCAACCCCUGAUUGCUUUGUGAUCUGACUAAAGCGCAACUUAACUAACCCUAAUACGAUUGACCCUCGACCAAACUUACCUGUAACAUGAUUGAUUAUCAUGUGUGUCAAUCUUUUGCUUUUAUAAGGCUAAUCGCAAUCCUGGAGGGUGAUUUAAAGUAGUGAUGGCAAUUGGGCGGGCAUUAGGAGUUACCGACCCCGUUUGUUUAUCCUCCACGACUCCUCUAUUGCAACUACUUUCCCAUGAACUCUCAUUCUCUGUUAUUGUCCCGUUGCAUUGUAUGUAUAUAAAAGUGUACAGCUCAUAAUAAUAAUAAUAAUAAUAAUAAUAAUAAUAAUCAAGCAUUCAUAAAUAUUUUAUAGUACA
Messenger RNA from Linum trigynum, 3158 nucleotides. NCBI's taxonomy places the organism in Eukaryota, Viridiplantae, Streptophyta, Magnoliopsida, Malpighiales, Linaceae. The record is from the annotation of a GenBank genome assembly.